Molecule: messenger RNA, 5474 nt
Organism: Musca vetustissima
Lineage: Eukaryota; Metazoa; Arthropoda; Insecta; Diptera; Muscidae
Gene: Set1
Product: histone-lysine N-methyltransferase SETD1
Exons: 5
Coding region: 9-5465 (1818 amino acids)
Cellular component (GO): Set1C/COMPASS complex
Molecular function (GO): RNA binding; histone H3K4 methyltransferase activity; protein binding
Source: RefSeq, a predicted model, not a curated record
CACCGUGAAUGUAUGAUCGAAUGGACAGCAGCUAUACGCGAAUGCCACCCACACAUCCAACAAGUAAUGGCGCUGUUAGUGCUGGGGAUCAGCAGACGUGUGGUGGUGCAAACUCCCAAAAGGUGCCGCGAAACUUUAAACUCCUUUCUGAUCCGGCUUUGACAAAAGGUGCUUUAAAAUUGUAUCGUUUCGAUGGAGUGGUUCCAAACGACCCCACAUAUCCACCGGUUAUGCCGAGAGAUCCUCGGAAUCCGGUAGUUCGUCUCAGAGCCAGGCCAGUAGAACCAAUGGUGUUGACCGUUCCAAGAUUAAAGAUUGAUGAAAAUUAUGUCGGCAAUCCUCCAGCUAUUGAAGUGACCAUAACUAAUCUCAAUGACAACAUCGAUAAACAGUUUCUCUCCAGAAUGUUGGAAAAAUGUGGGCAAUACGAUGAUAUAACUAUAUACCAUCAUCCUACAACAAAUAAACAUCUUGGAGUGGCCCGCAUUGUCUUUGAAAAUGUAAAGGCAGCGCGAUUAUGUGUUGAGAAAUACGACCAGAAAUCUGUGAUGGGAAAGAUUAUUAGUGUGUUCCAUGAUCCUUUUGGCAAUGUUUGCAAGCAAACCAUUGAUGAUUUGACUUCUACUAAACCCAAAGCACCGCCACCAUCAGCAAUUACAGAAACACAUGUUGCCGAUGUGGCUCAGGCAGCCCUUACAAGUGGAUAUAUUGAUCAUCAUAACCAAGAAUAUGUUCCGCAUGAUGGUUACGAUGUUGGAUAUAAGCAUUCGUAUCGACCGGAACGGGAUUAUGAGAGAUAUUCUCACAAUCGGGACCGAUACGAUGAUGAAAGACCUUAUCGAGAUAAGCGUGGACAGAGGGGUGAUAGCAGGGACAAAUAUACGGUGUCGAGGUAUGACAAAGACAGAUCCCAACAUCAUCAUCACUAUAGCAGUAGGCGGGAUCGAUCGAGGGAGCACAGCCGUGAUCGAAUAAGUGGGGGGCGGCGGGACCGAGAUCGAGACAAAGAAAGAAGUAGAGACUACGACCGGUCAAGGGAACGAGAUAGAGAUAGGCGAGAUCGUGAACGCGAUUAUCGCGAAAGAGAUCGUGAUCGGUCAGAUGAGAGAGAUCGUUCGGACAAAAUACGAGCAUCCGAUAAAUAUGGUUCCUCCAGAUAUGCACGCGAUUAUGGCGAUUCUACUUCAGCUUCAAGCUCGCAUUAUGCAACAUCUAGUAAUGCUGUGUACUACCCUGUCCAAAAUAAUUCUUUGCCACCUUCUUCCUCCCACUUAAUGCCCAAUGCCAUACCUGCAGCAUAUGAUUAUCAUUCAUAUGGGUACAGUGGAGAUAAUCAAACAUCUGCCCAUAUUUGGCAUGGAGGCGGUGUUCGAACAUGGCCAACAUUGCCGAGCCAGCAACAUCUGCCUCAACAACAGCCUCCCCUGCCGCCUCCACCGCCCGAUGCCACGCCCGAUUGGGAUGAACCCGAACCGCCACCUCCAGGAGGAUAUUCGAGCAACGACGAGAACAACAGUCAUUCUGGUCAGAUACAACGAAACAAGAAGGAGUCUGCAUCCGAAAGAAAAUUUUUAGAGACUGAAAGCAAAUCGGAUUUAGCCAAUGAUUCGGGUACAGUGGAUUUGGAUACCCGCAUUGCCCUUAUGUUCAAAGGAAAAUCCUUUGGCAACGCACCGCCUUUUCUUCAGAUGGAUAGUAGUGAUUCAGAAGCAGAAAAAGGAGGCGGGGAUACAAGAACUGAUAUCGAUGAAGGAGAAGUGCACUCCGACUCCAAUGGUAAAGUACCAACAAAACACCCGAGCAAAGCGGACAAAACGGAGGGUAAAUCACAAAAUGUAUCUAAAAAGAUUGGAGUUAUACAACAAGGGGCCAGUGACAUAUCGUCAAGCGAUGACGAAAUUCUUCUUAAUAAAGGAUCGUACAGCCCGAUAGAGCCGGCACAUAAGAAAAAGGAGGUAGAUGGAAUGUCUCUAUCAAGUUUGUCCUCAAACGAAGAUCCUAAACAUGGUAACGAAAAGGGCAAUCAUAGUUCAGUGGUAUUUUCAGCAGUGGGCAGUAAUUCUGCUGUAGCAGCUGUUUCGUAUGUUUAUCCAACAAAUGCGUCAACAAAUCCUUACUAUUAUCCAGGAAACGGUUAUCCUGUAUAUCCUUCAACAGAUAUCGCACCUCCAACUGCUCAGUACUUUCCUAAUCCUGCUUACAUACAAUCGUCGUAUUUACCAGGAAUCGGUCCAGGUUUGUCGGCAUUCGGGUCCGCAACCGGUGCAUAUAGUGAAGGCUACGGUGAUGCGUAUAAAUCAUUUUAUCGUUCCGAUGGCUACACCAAUUAUGUAGGAAAUCACGCAGGAGUAUAUGAAGGAGAUCCCUAUAAGCGGCCCAUAGAAGAGGUAGUAAAAAAAGUGAGCGACGAGCUGAAACAAAUACUAAAGAGGGACUUCAAUAAGAAGAUGAUCGAAAAUACAGCAUUUAAGAACUUCGAAACUUGGUGGGACGAACAAAUGCAAAAAAAUCGUCGCCACAAGAAUGAAGCUGAGAAAAUAACUGAAAAACCGUCCCUAGUCACUACUCUUACAUCAACAAGCAUACCUACGACAACGCGUAUAGAUAAACCACCCGAUAUAAAUCAGUUGAUAAACACUCAUAGAGAUAUAUCGGACUUUAGUUCCAAUUACCCUGCAUUAGGUUUACGAGCUGCGAUUCCCAAAUUGCCGUCCUUUCGCAGAAUACGCAAACAAAAUAGUCCAAAAUCUCAGAAAAUUGAGGAGGAGAAACGCUUGAGUGAUCAGGAAGAGAUGGUGCAAGGCUCGGAUUCCGAGAAAGAGGAUUCCAACCUUAGUUCAGGAACUUUGCAACAGAUUGUAAGUAGAGUAAAGGAAGCCAAAAGCCGCCACGAUUCGGUCAUCAAAAGCAAAUCGAAUGUUGCCCGUACGAAGCGAAAGGGAAGUUCGUCCAGUUUCUUUUCGAGUUCGUCAUCAAGUGAGGGAGAAAAUGAAGAUGAAGAGGAUGAAGAUCGAGAUGAAAGUUCUGGUGAUGGAGAUGAUAGUGCAAGUGACGAUGAUUUGAGUUCUAUUUCGGAUGUUAAUGAAAAAGAAACUAAACGAGAAAAAGACAAAGCAUUAGCAAAUAAAUUGAAUGCACCGAAAAGUAUGAUAUACUCGGAUAGUGAAGAUGACGAUAAGGAUAGUAGGGUGGAAAAAAUACCGAAAGAUGAUUCAAAGGCUUUAGUUUCGGAUCUAGAAGAUAUAAGCAAAGAUACCUCGUUUAGUAUAGAAGAUGAUGUGCAAGAAUCUAAAGAUGACAUAAAAUGUGAGAUUGAUGAAUCCAAGGGAAAUAGUUCGGAGGUUAUCGCCGAUAGCGGACCUCAAGGAAGCGAGAUCUCAAAGGUCGAAAACAAUAUAAAGUCGGAGGGUAAACAGGCCCAGGAACAAAAGAAGUCUGUUUUCGAGUACGAUCGCAUAUAUAGUGAUUCUGAAGAAGAACGUGAAUAUCAAGAGAAACGCCGACGUAAUACCGAAUAUAUGGCUCAAAUUGAACGGGAGUUCCUAGAAGAACAGCAACGUAAAAUGGCAGAGGAAGAGCAAAAUAAGGAAGUAAGAGAAUCUGGACAAGCACCUACCACGCUUACAGAAACAAGUCGGCGACCUUCUGUCACAUCCAAAAAGUCUUUAGAUAUGCCAGACACACCCGAUAUUAAUAAAAUACCUCCCACUCCUGGAGGAAAACUAAUUCAGGAGCCCCUAUUCACUAACACAACAUCAAAGAAAGAUAAACCUGCGGUUAAAAGCAAAAAAGAGAAGAGUGCUUCUAGUAAUAAAGCAAUUGAUAUUAAACCGAGGAAAGAUGCUAAAUCCAAAGCAAGUAAUGACCAAAGUAUAACCGAAGCUACGAAUAAUGAGAGGAAUAAAGAGAUUUGUAUUUAUUCGAAUCUACCAGUAAGCUCUGAGAACAUACUGGCUAUUCCUGCCGAUUCUAAUGGUUAUUCGAAUGAGAAUAACGUGAAAACAAAUCAGUUAGAUCCGGUUCCAGUGUGUGUCAAUGCUUCCGAAGAAGUGACAGAAGAACUACUUGAAAAAGAAACAUUGAUACCACCAAAAUGUUUUAGUCAAGCCGACGAUGAACACGAAGAAAUAAAAAUGUCGCCCGCUUCAUCCGAUGGAGGUUCAAGCCAGGCUAGUCAGGCCAGCCAGGUGGCGCUUGAGCAUUGCUACUCCUUACCUCCACAGGCCGAUAUUACAAAACCAAAGAUGACAUCGACCGGUGAGACUGCAAGAAAAACUCAACAAUAUCUGGCUCAUGACCACGGUGGUUAUACGACGCCACCCUCUACGUCCUCGUGCUUGUUGAGCGAAGGCUCGUCACCACAAAUUGGCUCGCAAGUCGGUCCUGUGGCUAAGCCGGGUCCAGGUAGACCACGAAAGGAUGCUGUUCGAAACAAGAAAAAAGAAGAUCGGGCAUUAAGUAAGAUUGAACAAAAGUCAGACAAUUUUGCCAAUAACAAUCUUAAUAAGGCCAUGGUCAUAUUUGAACCAAGAGAAAUGUUCAAGCCUCGAGAAACUACCGAAGAAAUGAUGGUAUUGUAUGAAUUUUUAACAAGAGGUAUAGAUGCUGAGGACAUACAAUAUAUCCGACGUUGUUACGAAAUUCAUCUACAAGAAGACACCUAUGGGUUUUUGUUAAACAACACUCACUGGGUCGAUCAUUGCGUCACGGACCGAUCUUUUGUACCACCCCCCAAUAAAAAGCGCAAAAAAGACGACGAACUAAAGAUUCAUAAAACAGGUUGUGCCAGAACGGAAGGUUUCUAUAAGUUAGACGUACGCGAUAAAGCCAAACACAAAUAUCACCACGCCAAGGCCAAUGUGGAAAAUGCACAGAACUGGGAUAAAACGGACGACCAACUAGCAAGCCAACAUAACAAACAAGUAUCGAAAAUGCAGGGCAUUUCCCGAGAAGCACGAUCAAAUCAACGUCGUUUACUUACCGCUUUCGGAUCUAUUGGCGAAUCAGAAUUGCUCAAAUUCAAUCAGCUUAAGUUCCGCAAGAAGCAGCUUAAAUUUGCCAAGUCAGCUAUUCAUGACUGGGGCCUGUUUGCUAUGGAGCCGAUUGCGGCCGAUGAAAUGGUAAUCGAAUAUGUUGGUCAGAUGAUUCGACCUAUUGUUGCUGAUCUACGAGAAACCAAGUAUGAAGCCAUUGGUAUUGGUAGUUCAUAUUUGUUCCGUAUAGAUAUGGAGACCAUUAUCGAUGCGACAAAGUGUGGCAACUUGGCACGAUUCAUUAAUCACAGCUGCAACCCCAAUUGUUAUGCGAAAGUCAUCACCAUCGAAUCCGAGAAGAAAAUUGUGAUAUACUCAAAACAACCCAUCGGCAUAAAUGAGGAGAUAACAUAUGAUUACAAAUUCCCCUUGGAGGACGAGAAAAUACCAUGCCUCUGUGGUGCACAAGGCUGCAGAGGGACACUUAAUUAAUUUUCUAUG